AAUUGCAGGAAGACAAAACUAGAAAAUUGAGUUUGGCAAGAUUCAGUUUUGUGUGAAGUGGCCUUUGGGAGGGAAACAGUGAGCCCAAAGGAGGAGGAGGAGGAGGAGGAAGGGGGGUGGACAAAGAGAAGGUGGCCAGGUGUAUUGAGUCUCAGUCAGCACUGGUCAUGACCACAGCUCCAUGCCGAUAGCUACGAGAAGAGAGCAGAACGAGUGAGGAGCCGCCAAGGGACACAGGAUGGUGAGGUGUUGGAAGCAUUCAGACAACCGUUUGGAGGAAGCACAGUGCACGGAUGGGGGCUCUGCUGCGUCCUCCCAGUCCCACUUCCCACACAAGGCAUUCUGGGUCAGCCUCUCAGCCUCUCUACUCCUGGUCAUCAUUGCCCUCGGUUUGACGGGGCACCUCGGGCUGUCGCAGCCUCACUCUCAGUCUUCACAGAUUGUCCGAAUCACCGUUCCAGAUCAGACUGGAGUUCUGAUCAACCAGUCGGUCGUCGUGGACCAGCAGAACGACCUGGUGACCUUUUCUGUGACCUCACCAGCAAAUCAGACGUCCACCGUGCUCUUCGAUACCAAACAUGGUUUGAUAUGUUACAAACCUGUGGAGCAGGAGAGCUGCUUCCUGCGAAAGAUGGAGAAGUCUGACUAUGACAACGUGCACUCCCUCCUCCACGAGUCAACACACAAGAGUCAGUUCCAGCUGUCUGGGAAUGAGACCCAGAGGCAGACGGAGUUCCUGGGAGUGCUGGCAGCCAGUCGGGUGGAUGUGUCCACGCUGGAGGAGCCUCUCCAGGCUCUGUGUCGGGACAGGUCCGUCCACUGGACCAGGAGGGCCGAGGGCCCGGGCAAACAGAGGCUGGUCUACUUCUGCAUCGACAUCUGCUUUCCCAGCAACAUCUGCGUGUCUGUGUGCUUCUACUACCUGCCAGAGUGACUGUGUAUUCUCUUCGUCUCCUCCCAGCAAAAGAUCAGGGAAACAAAGUUGUCUUUUUAGCUCCCUCUACAAAAAAAAAAAAAAAAACAGAACAAAAGCCGGCUUUGACUGUUUCCUUUGUGCCAUAUAGCCGCCAGUAAACCAGUGAAGCAGCCAACCCUCCUAGUCCAUUUCCAUCCUUCCGAGAGAGAAGAGAUGGAGACAGGCUGUCAUGGUUAUUGCCAAAGCCCCAUCGUCACUCUCUUCAUGUGUAAUACCCUCUCUGGUGGCACACCUCAGAGAUUACAAAAGAAAGAUCCCCUUUUUGUAUGUGCUUCUAAUUGUAUUUCCUGUAACACAUUGCUGAAGUUUAAUUAUGUGUAACCGUUCCUGUUGCAAUGAGAGUGUUUUGAUCUGUCCAAUAAAAGACUGUUGUGUA
Messenger RNA from Siniperca chuatsi (mandarin fish), 1352 nucleotides. It is a transcript of the gene bricd5, whose product is annotated as BRICHOS domain containing 5. The coding region runs from base 239 to 934 and encodes 231 amino acids. Gene Ontology annotation, biological process: regulation of cell population proliferation. Lineage: Eukaryota; Metazoa; Chordata; Actinopteri; Centrarchiformes; Sinipercidae. The transcript is spliced from 6 exons. The record is from RefSeq and is a predicted model, not a curated record.